CUCCCCUCCCUCCUCAGCCGUCUUCUCCCGCACUUCUCCUCCCCCCGCCUCCCUCUCCACGUCUCCCGCUGCGCCCCGCAAGCCUCCGGAGACCCAGACCACCCUCUGCCGCCUCCCUCUGCGACCCGGCCGACGAGGAGGUGUAUCACAUCACCAGCCGCAGGUGGAGAGAUGAGGAGAGCAAAGGGAAGGUCGGCCGCAGCCACUCCCUCUCCCCUUACACUUCUCCUUACUCUCUCGACUCCUCGCGGCUUCCUCCCCCGCUACUGCCCUCCUCCUCCUCAAAGAGCACGCUCAGUCUGCUUCAGACAGGAUUGAAGGACCGUGACUUCAGGAAGGGCAUCAGCAUCGACAACCAGGGCUUCCUGGACAAGCCGUCAUCACUGUCCGUUGGUUACCCUGACGACCACCGCCGCCAUUCCAUCGAAGUCUGCCUCCCACAGGCCGUCAUCACUGGCGAUGAACCCUUCACACAAGAGGCCCACCAGUCGGAGAAGGGUGGCCAGGCAUUUCCUGUCAGGGUGCAGUCAGUCGGGGGUGGCCACAGAAAGAAGAAGAUGAGUCCUCCCUGCAUAUCCAUCCACCCGCCCUCAGAGAAGGAACCACCCCAAAUCCCCUCCCUCCCAAAACCUGCCGACUGCAGCACGAUGCUGAGACGCAGGACGCCCUCCUAUGAUUUGACGCCACACACACAGGUGCCCUCUCCGACGCACAGAGCGCUAACACCGAUCCACAUACCUCUGCAAGCACACUCACCAACUCACACACUGACUCCCUCGCGGGAAUCUACUCCAACACACACUCAGUCAUACACUUCCCCGCACCCAUCCACACCUACACACCCACACAUCCCCAUCAGUCCGAACAUCUUCAUCCAGCCUCACGCACCUCUCGGCCCAAACACUUUCUCACAUACACGCUCCCUCUCCCCCGCUGCGAGGCACUCGUCUCUCACGGGGGACUGCAUCCCCCUCCCCCAGUUCACCUUCGACCAGCCACAGUCCAGAUACAUGAGCGGCCUAUCAGCUGGCCUGUCAGACGCUGACACGGCCACCUGCUCUUCCCCUUUCGACAACAGACUGGGAAGUGGUGCGGGAUUCAGUGCAAAGAACCGGAGGACCGCCCAGUGAACAUUGAGCGUUGCCUUCAGGAAGUUGUUUGUUUGGUCCCAAAAUCUCUGGAGCUGGAUUAGUGCGGCCUCAGCUGACCUCAGCAGAGAUUGGAUGCUACGGGAAGAAUUCGAAGUAUCCUGGGAGAGGAAUAUCCUUUGUUUUCAUUUUGUUGAAUACUGAAAAGACAUUGAUUUCUCUUUCCAGAGAGAUGCUGGUACAGUCCUGUCCUCGGAUAAUAUACAAUGGAUCUAUUAUCCUGAACCCAGCGCAAAGGACAGCAGCUCCGCUGAGGCUGAACCAGAGUAACAGUACCCACUGUACGUGGUGUGUUCGGACUAAUACUAUAAACACACCAGGACUAAAGCCACCUAACUCCGUAGCCAAAGUUUUUUUUUUGACACACUGUCCCUUCCCAUGCAAGCCAAUCAGGAAGCAGCGUCUGGCUGAACCUCUGACCUUUACAGGAAGCGGGUUUGUGAAAUGCGAGCAUGGGGGGAAUUGUGGGAUAUGCAACUUCAGGUUUUCUACAGAAGUUCUACUUGCCCCUCCUCUGCUCCUCGAUCACAUUGAUCAGAGCAGAAGUGUUUGUGUGUGUGUGUGUGUGUGUGUGUGUGUGUGUGUGUGUGUGUGUGUGUGUGUGAGUGAGUGAGUGAGUGUGCGUUUUCCUGUCGAAUCUGUUGUCAUGGAAGUCGGCCAUGUUAUUCUUACGCCUGCAACGACAGAGGAGGGGGAGCAGGGCAGAGCUGUAGUGUAUGUGUAUCUGUGCAGUGUACAUAAAGGAAAAUACUGUAUUUGGUGAGAUUAAAAAUAGCUCUAUCCAUAUGCACAUAUUUUUAUAGAAAUCUAAGAUGUUUUUGCACACAAAAUUUGAAUUUCAAGUUGCUUGUUUUCCCUCUGUUGUCCUCUUGUGAAUGUAUGUUUCUUUUCAAAGCAGAGAGCAGAACAGUGGAAGGGGAUCAACCCUCCUCUCAGCAGACUAGCUGCGGUGGAGGAGUGGGAUUUUAUUUUUCUAUUUUGAAAAAGAGAAAGAAGAGAACAGGGGUGUGAUGUGUUUCUGUAGCUUUGUCUCAGAUUUCUAUGUAUCCGGUGUCUAAAUAACAGUCUUAAGACGUGGGCUCAGUGAUGCGUUCCAAAUCGAUUUCAAGACGUUUCCCCACCUAGAUUCUGCAGCGAGUACGAUUUGAAUCUCCACAAAUUUAAAUCUCAAAAAAUAAAUGAAAAUUCCCACCGUUUUUAUUCGAGUAAAUCGUAUGCAACACAUUAGGAAUUGACUGCACUUUGUUUCUAUUAGACCUGACGAAUACACGUGAAGAAAAUCCAGUGUUAUUCUCACGACGCGGCAUCACGGAGCAUCUCUUCUUCAACUGUUUUCAAGCUGAAUCAGCUCCGACACCACUUAGUGUUUCUGUACAUCUAAAGACAACCAAACUUACUAAGUAUGUGUAGCCAGAGUGCAAUAAUAAUAUAUACUUGUGGUAAAUAUAGUGACCUUGACGCUAUAUAAAACAGCCACACUCGUGUUCGUACAUACUGUAGAACUACUAUAUACGAUAUAAACCCAUUUUAUAUGAUGAUUACGAGUGUUUCUAUCUCUAGUGUUCAUGCUACUUUAGGUUACCUGCCCCCUGCGUGUGGCGGUGGAACCUAAGCUGGAAGCUUCUGUUGUUUUGUCAGAAAGCUCAGGCCCACAUGCCGACGGUUGUUAUUGUAAUCUGAAGAGUGACAUGCAUCCCUGCUGAGGACUCAAUAAGACAUUCAUCACUGUUUCUUUUAAUCCACGCUGACUGUAAACAGAACAAUACAGUCAAGACUUCAUGUUUGUUUAAAGGUUCAGUGUGAAAGAUUUAGGUGAAAGGGAUCUACUGGAAAUUAAAAAUAAAAUAAUCCUAGUGGUGUUUCCACUAGUGUGGUUCAUCCCUUUAUAUUUAAAUAGAGGAGAGGCUCCUCUCUAUGGAGGCUGCCAUGUUUUUUACAGUAACCUUAUGAAACUGGAGGCUACCACAAGUUCUCUUUGGUGUUUGGAAGGGGGGGGUGGGGGGAGGGGUAUUCAGCUGCAACAUGCAACUUCACCACUAGAUAUCACUACAUUCUACACACUGAAACUUUAAAUGCAUGAGUCAUGGUAAAUGCACCUACCCACAGAUGAAAUCAUGCACCCACUGCAGGGUGUGAAUGACAAAGUAUGGUGAGCAUUUCCCUUCCAGUGGCUGAAUGUUCACAUAUGAAGCCAUACUUGUGUUCAGCAACAGCACAAUGUGUAUUUCUGUUUUGUGCACAAUCUGGUUUGGCACUGGCACAGGAGAAGCAUGCGUGUAAGCUGCUGGUACCGAUCCCUGACUUUCAAAGGCAGCUGGCUGGGUCGACGUCUUCGUGUUUAGUUUUGUUGUUCUUCUGUCUGAUCAGCAUGUAACAUGCACAAGUCCUCUAUAAUCUGAGGGAAACCAAAGUGCUUUGAUGCUGUACCAUAAUCACCUCAGGUUUUUUUUUUUCACAUUUGUGCAAAUUAAAAAUGAUGCAUCUCUAUAGCUAUUACCAACCAAACCGACCACAUUCAAAGCAUAUAUCCUUUUUCCUUUCACUCCAACUAAACUGGUGUUAAAAGGCCUCUGAUAGCUGCAGAGACUUUUGUAAGAGUAAGGUCUAAUAAAAAGGUCCAAAUUGUUAUAUUAUUAUCAUCAGAUUAUCUUUCAUUAGCUUUGCAUCCCUCCAGCAGUAUGCAUGUAACUGUUGAGUUAAAACAUGAGGAGAAAAGCAAGAGAAACGACUGUAUGUUUGGUUCAUUUUGCGACACGUCCACACCUUUGACCCGACUGGUUGGACAACAUCACAUUCAGCAGUGCAGCGCUGCAGCUGAAGGUUCAGGAGAGCGUAACGUAACAGAUAAAGUUAGAUAAAUGUCGGCGUCUCGCAAAGACAGAUUUAAAUCCUCUCAGUUCUGACAGCGUCUCAUCUGAUGUUGGAUUCUGAGACGUUGCACUCCCUCCUGAACGUGGCACAGUUGCUCAUUCUCCCUGGUUUUUAGAAUCAUUUUAUACAGUAUGUGCUUAAACACUCUGUCACCUUGCAACAUGUCCUGUUUCAUGUCCUCUUCCUGCACAGACUGUCAGCGCUGAAGGUUUUUAAGUGCAGUCUGACGACAGCCUCUUUCCGUUUCAUUCGUAUUUGACUUAGCGCAGACAACACCGGUCUCCAGCACAUUGCCAUAAUAAUCAAUACAGUUUGGUAGGGUGACUGCAUAUUUGUUCUUACGAUUUACAGAUCUUUGGAUCUCAGUAUUUAAAUCCUGUUUUUGAGGAAACAGUUUUGACUGUUGCAUGUUACGAUUUAAGAAAAAAAAACUUUUGGGAAAGAAUCAUCUGGAUGUUUUAGAGAUUUUGAUAUUUGCAUUUUCAGAUGUUUCCAUUUGUAGAUUGACUACCAAAUUGCACUGGGCUCUGAUUAAUUGGUAUCUGAAAAUGAUACCUGAUUAAAUGACCCUAUUCUUUAUUGUCCAAUGCAAUACUGGGUGGUUAUUUACUGUAUGAGGACGCAGCUCCUCUUUAUACAGUUUUAUAGACAGACAUGGAAACAGAACUGGUUCUAUUUUGUUUGGAACCAUUGUUAUUUAAUGUUGAGGUGAACCUUUAUUCACACAAACAUGGUAGAACUCUGGUGAUGGUGAAACUAAUUAACUGAUGUAUAUUUUAUGUAGGAGUAGCCUUGACCCUGAUGCUCUGUAACAGACAGAUCAGGUUUAGUAAUAAGUUGUAUUUUCUCGCUGGUCCGGCCUCGGAUUGAAGCCGCCACAACAAGUGUUGCCACAACAGCAGAUCCAGAUGUUCAAACUGUGAUAGAACUUGAUUUUGAUGAAUCAGAAGCCUUCUCUUUUCUUUCUUUCUUUCUUUCUUUCUUUUGUUUUUUACAACCCUUCAGCGAUUGGCCCAAGCACCCCCCCACCCCGAAACCACCCCCCAAGCCUUACAAGGAGGGGAGGAGGUGUGUUCUGUUUGUCGGAGGAGAGCCAAUGUGUCUGCAAUAAUAAGCCCUCCGUUAUUCCCCGUCACGGCGGGAGAAGGGAGGGGGACAGGGGAGGUGUUUUAAGGCUCGACACGCAGUCGGACUCUCUACAUUGUAUCGUUGCUGAUUAUUGUGUGAUGACCAACCGUUGUCCUGAAGGAUGUUUCCCUGUCAAUUAAAAAAUACAAGAUUUUUUUUAUUCCUGAAACGUCUUGUCUGCUUCGUUUCUUCAUUUCAUCUUUACAGUGUUUAAUCAAUCAGGAUU
Paralichthys olivaceus (Japanese flounder) is the source of this 5373-nucleotide messenger RNA. The record is from RefSeq and is a predicted model, not a curated record. NCBI's taxonomy places the organism in Eukaryota, Metazoa, Chordata, Actinopteri, Pleuronectiformes, Paralichthyidae.